Molecule: messenger RNA, 1338 nt
Organism: Trichoderma aggressivum f. europaeum
Lineage: Eukaryota; Fungi; Ascomycota; Sordariomycetes; Hypocreales; Hypocreaceae
Exons: 1
Coding region: 1-1338 (445 amino acids)
Molecular function (GO): protein binding
Source: RefSeq, a predicted model, not a curated record
AUGGCUUCUCCCAUGACCAUAUCUCAGCUCCCCAAUGAGCUCGUCUCCUACAUCCUCAACUUCCUCGACGAACCCUCCAUCUUUGAGCGGUAUCAAUACGAUGAUCCAGCACACAUCCCGGGCCCCGAUGAUGUGCCCUCGUCUGAUUCCUUCCGUGGCACCAUCAAAAGCGCUUCUCUGGUCUGCCGCCUCUGGAGACGCUGCACCCUACCUCUGCUCUUUCGAAAUGUCGUCUGGAGAUUUCAGCACAUGACUCGUCCAUCCAAUGGCGAGGAUCCGCUCAGCACCGUUGACGAGCUCGAGUUUCUACGCUUCCUCGCCAUGACUGGACUUGCACGAUACGUCGACAGCCUCAGCAUCAUCAUCGAUUAUCCCGUGACCGAGAUCGGAGAAGACUUCAACCACCACGCCAGUUGGGGCAUCCUCCCCAGCCAUUGCCCUGCGCCGAUCCACCAAGGACCAGGCGGAGAUCUAGCUGCCGCCGGGCCAUCCUAUGACAGCAACUCCAAAUGCCAGUCCAACAAUUGGCUUUGGCAGACCAUCUUCGAGCACCUAGAUCUCUUGACCAUCAACCUCAUCAGCUCUCCCGCCAUUCUCGCAUCGCUACUGGGUCGACCGAUCAAUUUAUCAGGGUGCUGGAUCUUCCGCCAGCGAUUCCACAUUCUCUCCCUUUCCAGACCAGCCGACACACGUCACCAAGUCGCCACUCUAUGGAACAACGCGACGGCACUGGCAAACACCCCAUUUGGCAACAGGGCACAAACAACCGUUCCUUGCUCCCUCUUCAGCAUUCGUCCGUGGGAUUCAAUGCUCCUCAACGAAGGGUCCUCAGUUAAAGUCUACGCAACAUACGAAUACUUCAACCACGUGCCCCCCUCCAUCUUACCCGCGUUACUGGAUUCCGGGGAUGAAUCCAUGCAAUAUCUUCUACGCAACUCCCUCCGCUCCCUUUCCUACGUCGCCAUCUUCCCGCUCGCCACGCAUAUAAACGAUGUCCUGAUCCCCCGCGUCCCAGCUCUUGAACGAUUCUACAUCCAGAUCGUUCCCCGAGCACCCAGCUUUGCCGAGGACGACUACCGCCAUCCCGCCAUGGACAUUUCAGAUCUGUGGAUGGAGCGAAACACGGCCUACGCGCAGCUCGUCAUGGCCAUCUUCGACCCACCUCCCCUAGGCUCAUGGAGCAGCCUGCAAUACUUUGAGUCUGGCGAUGCCGUGGACAGGGAGGCUUGGGAACAGGCAGUAAGAUAUGUGAUAUUCGCCGCGGGCGCAACUUGGAAGGUUGCCGGAGAGGGUAAAUUCGUCCGGAGGAACGACAAAGUGCCCAUGGCGGUUCUUUAG